Molecule: messenger RNA, 1200 nt
Organism: Microthlaspi erraticum
Lineage: Eukaryota; Viridiplantae; Streptophyta; Magnoliopsida; Brassicales; Brassicaceae
Source: the annotation of a GenBank genome assembly
AUGGAUCCAACGCAGAAAACGAUCUCUCAGCCUCAGUCGUCGUUUUCUUUACUUCCAGACGAAAUCACAGAGAACAUUCUUGCACGUGUCUCGAGAUGGUAUUAUCCAUCGCUCUCUCUAGUCUCAAAGCAAUUCCGCUCUCUCGUUUCUUCUAUGCAAAUCUAUAAGACUCGAUCUCAAAUCGGAUCCCAAGAAACAUGUUUCUAUGUCUGCUUACAGUUGGAUGAUCACCCAUAUUCGAGCUGGUUUAGUCUUUGGGCGAAACCUAAUAAAACCCUAGCCAAAGAGAUAGGGAAUAUUAUAAUAGAAAAGGAUGAUCCAAGUGGAAAUUCGGUUGUUCCGACACCAUUCUCUUCUUCCCAUUCUCUUCCCAUAACAAAUCAGAACACCGUAACGGUUGGUUCGGAGAUAUACAUAAUCGGUGGAUACUACCAGAAGCCGUCUUCCUUUGUUCGGAUUCUUGAUUGUCGGACUCAUACUUGGCGUAACGGCCCUAACAUGACCGUGGCUCGGGAGAAUGUGUAUGCGCUUUUCGUCGAUGAGAAAAUAGUUGUGAUGGGAGGUUGCGAUAUUAACAAGUAUUCUGCCUAUUGGCUUGAGUUGUUUGACAUGAAGACUCAGUCUUGGACAGCUUUGCCAGGUCCUGGCGCUGAUGAUGAGCUAGGUAAAUUUUUACACGAUGAUUAUGAUCAAAAUAUAGUUGAUGUGUUUGAUGGAAAGCUUUACGUUGCGGUGGAUGACACGGAGUAUGUUUACGAGAUUGGGAAAAUUUUACAUGAUGGUACAUGGAAACUUGUUAGACAGCAGUCGAGUUUCCUAUUCAACUUGUUAGUGGAUUGGUGUGAAAUAGAGAAUGUAAUCUACUGUUGCACUUACUUCGGAGAGUUAAUGUGGCUUGACUCUAAGACUAAGGUUAGAGAAUGGAGAGAGAUUAAGGGCUUGGGAAAAUUGCGUGAGCACCCUACAAGGGGUUUAAGAGAUGGGAAUGAGUUUGUCAUCGAAAACUUUGGUGGGAAACUUUUAGUUAUGUGGGGUGUUUCUGAUGAUAACAAACCUACAAACAAAAUUUGGUAUGCGAAGAUAUCUUUAGAAUCAAGAUGCAAUGGAGGGGAGGUUUGGGGUACGGUUGAGUGUGCUGAUGUGCUUACUUUUCCUGGCGAUUCAUAUGAUUCAUUUAUUUGUUUAACUGCUUCGGUUUAA